CCCAUCUUCAUAUCAGCCGACCUCGACCUAUCCAUCCUCUUCCCUUGGAGAGAGGGAGAGAAGACGAUGCCGUGUCUCAUUCAAAGCCCGCGCUUCCUCCUCUCCCACUGCCUUUCUCCUCUCCCACCGAAUGCCCGCGCGGUUUUUUGCGGGCGCCUCUCCCAUCGCUCCGCCGCCGCCGCUCUCUCGUCGGACGCCCAAACCAUCGCCAGCAAUCAGAGCUCCUCCUGUGCGCCACUGCCGCCUCCCCCUUCGUCCGAGAUCCUCUCCGUGCGCGAAUCCCUCCUCUCGCGGCGGAGGACGGCCGCGGAAAUCGCUGAGGAGUACCUCGACAGGCUUCGCCGCACGGAGCCCCAAAUCCGGAGCUUCCUCCACGUCUCGGAGACGGUGAUGCGGGAGGCGGAGGAGCUGGACCGGUUGGUGGAAAGCGGGGCGGAGUUGGGGCCUUUGGCUGGGGUUCUUAUUGGAGUGAAGGACAACAUUUGCACUGUGGACAUGCCGUCGACCGGUGGGUCAAGGAUCCUGGAGGGAUAUCGACCAGCAUUUGAUGCGACGGCCGUGAGGAAGUUGAAGGAGGCGGGGGCGAUUGUAAUUGGAAAGACGAAUUUGGAUGAGUUUGGGAUGGGGAGCACUACUGAAGGCUCAGGUUUUCAGGUCACAGCAAACCCUUGGGAUGUCUCACGAGUACCUGGAGGAUCUUCAGGGGGUUCAGCUGCUGCAGUUUCAGCUAGGCAGUGUGCAGUGUCUUUGGGAAGUGAUACUGGAGGUAGUGUGAGGCAGCCAGCAUCUUUCUGUGGUGUUGUUGGGCUGAAACCAACUUAUGGGCGUAUCUCUCGAUUUGGGCUCAUGUCAUAUGCUUCAUCUUUGGAUGUCAUUGGAUGCUUUGGUUCAUCAAUCAUUGAUGCUGCCAUCAUUCUAAAUGCUGUGGCUGGUCAUGACAGAUUUGAUGCAACGAGUAGCAUGAAUGAAGUUCCUGACUACGCAUCUUGUCUGAUCUCAAUCGAUCAAUUUGAUUCUAAACCUCUAAAGGGACUAAGGAUUGGCAUGAUUACGGAGACUAUGGGCGAUGGCGUAGACAUGGGGGUGGUAUCCUCGAUCAAAGCUGCUGCUUUACACUUGGAAGAGCUAGGGGCUGUGCUGACAGAGGUAUCAUUACCUUCAUUUUCUCUUGGUCUUCCAGCCUACUACAUUUUAGCAUCAUCUGAAGCUUCUUCAAAUUUAUCACGCUAUGAUGGUGUAAGGUAUGGGAACCAAGUUGCAGCUGAUGAAUUAAUUUCUCUAUAUGGAGAUUCUCGAGCUAUUGGGUUUGGGCCUGAGGUCAAGAUGAGAAUUUUGAUGGGGACAUAUGCCUUAUCCGCUGGCUACUAUGAGGCAUACUACAAGCGUGCCCAGCAGGUGAGGACAUUGGUUCGGAAAAGCUUCAAGGAUGCAUUGGAGACAAACGACAUUCUUAUCUCACCUGCAGCACCAUCACCUGCUUUUAGAAUAGGAGAAAAGGUCAAUGAUCCUUUGGCUAUGUAUGCAGGCGAUAUCAUGACUGUGAAUGUUAACUUGGCUGGGGUUCCUGCACUGGUUGUGCCAUGUGGUUUUGUUGAAGGUGGAAUUGCAGGCCUUCCAGUUGGUCUUCAGAUGAUUGGCACUAGCUUCAGUGAGGAGAAGCUGCUGAGAGUUGGCCACAUCUUUGAGCAGACACUGCAGAAUCAUAGAUUUGUUCCACCAUUGUUAGCAUAGUGAAAGAUUUGAUCCCAUGCAAACAUGAGAUACCAUUCGCAAGUCAUUCAAUAGAAAUUCCCGACAAAUUAUCAUAAAUUAGCCAUGAUGAUUGCAUAAAGCUGUCUUUGGUGGGAUAUGGGUUAUCCGAAGAAUCAAUGUCUUGUGCCCAUCCAACAUUAAGGUUCAGCUUGUAAAGAAGCCAAUUUGUGUGUUUGAUGGUCAAUUAAUUGACAUUGUAACCUACGAUCUAUUUAUCUCGAACAAUGCUUCUGUUUUGGCUAAAGAUUCAGCAGCCCCAGCUGGUGGUUAGGCACCCAUCAAUUUUUGGCUGAAAGUAAUUAAUUCUACUUAUUUCGUACUC
Musa acuminata AAA Group (dessert banana) is the source of this 2074-nucleotide messenger RNA. Its product is annotated as glutamyl-tRNA(Gln) amidotransferase subunit A, chloroplastic/mitochondrial. NCBI's taxonomy places the organism in Eukaryota, Viridiplantae, Streptophyta, Magnoliopsida, Zingiberales, Musaceae. The transcript is spliced from 10 exons. Gene Ontology annotation, cellular component: glutamyl-tRNA(Gln) amidotransferase complex. The coding region runs from base 67 to 1731 and encodes 554 amino acids. Gene Ontology annotation, biological process: translation. Gene Ontology annotation, molecular function: glutaminyl-tRNA synthase (glutamine-hydrolyzing) activity. The record is from RefSeq and is a predicted model, not a curated record.